Molecule: messenger RNA, 1743 nt
Organism: Astrephomene gubernaculifera
Lineage: Eukaryota; Viridiplantae; Chlorophyta; Chlorophyceae; Chlamydomonadales; Astrephomenaceae
Source: the annotation of a GenBank genome assembly
UCUUCUCCCCCUCCUCCUUCCCCACCCCCGCCCUCCCGCCUCCCUCCUCCUUCCCCUCCCCCGCCGACCCGCCCACCUCUUCUGCCCCCCAAGUUCUCCCCGCCACCACCCCCGAUCACCUAUUGGGCCACAUCCGCUUCUACUGCAAAGGACCCCUUGGGCUUCAGCACCACCGGGGGUGCCGUGGCUAAGCUGCUGGGGGCGCCCAAUGCUAAUGUAUUGAAGGCCAUAGCAAAGGGGGUCUGCAAGCCUGGGGACGCCGCCAACCGAUGGAUUCCAUCACUCGAGACUCCUCGUACCGCGGUGCUGUACUUCAACCAGACCCCUGCUGCCAAGGUCAGCCGGGUGGGGGCGGUGGUGGCCUACGUGCUUAACCGCGGAACCAUCGACCCAGCCAUCGCCUCCAUUGAGCUGCUGCUGCAGACGCCGAGCCAGCAGGCCACCAACGCCACUCAGCAGCAGUGGGUCAACAUUUAUAGGGGCAGCAGCUCGGACCAGCAGCUGACGUGCCCCGGACUCAACCGCUUCCCAGUGUCCGCCGCCGCCCUGCAACCUCCAGUCUCUGCGGCUGUGUUUGCGGCGGCUGAGGUGGUGGGUGUACGGCUCAAUGUCGGCGCCGGCGCCACCUCCAAUAAGGCCAACCUGCCGCAGAUGGCGGCGAUGGGACUGCAGAUGGCGUGAGCGAGGGCGUUGUCGGCCCAGAUGAUGGACGAUGAUGCCCUUACUUGCGCACAUUGUGGUUUGUUAUCUUGGUUUGUACGCGUGUGCGUGUUUGCUUACUUCCUUGCUAAAUGUUUCCUUCUAAGGUUUCCGUUUCCUGGUGUGCUGCUAUGUGUAUCAUGCGCACGCGCUGCUGCCAUUUUUUUGUGAGCGUUGUUGUUGUGUCCUGGUAUGUGUGUUUUGCUGUUCUGCCCUAGUUUUGCAUGUAGAGGUUUUUGCUGAGGGGCCGUUUCUUGGCUUCUACCCUCGUUUUUACCUCUCUUGUGGUCACUUUUGGGCUCUGAUGCCUGUUUCCUGCUGGCCCGUUGUGGUGUUGUCAUUACGGCGUGUUCCGUUUCUCUUGCAGUGUCGGGUUCGGUUCAUGACCCGUGUUCCCUUUAGGGUACCAUCCUAACGGUCAUCCAUUCACAUCCACUGAGUUGGGGAAAUGAUACUGGCGCGUCAGGUGUGUGUGGCGUGUGCUAGGCGGCGGUCGCGCUACCCGUGCGUGGGGUGUUUUUCUGUCCUUGUCCUCUGCACGCAUGCACAGGGGGCGCUUGUUAGGUAUCAAAUAAAGUCGUUUGUUGCCCGUCUAUUCCUUAUAGGCUCAUUUGCUUGUGUCCGAGCUGUACGAGUGUUAUUACCGUACAAGCGCAUACUGUGCACCUACCCGUACACUCACCCGUUCAUUGCGUGUGGAUGGUAAGUUAUCAAAAUGUUGCCUAACGGCCGGCAACUAACACUUCUUUCCUAGUGUUGUUGGAUUUGCCGCACUGUGUGUUCAUUGGCGUCACUAAGUCGUCAUGCAUGCUUCUUAUUAUUAGGAGAACUGCUUUGUCAUACAUGUUGGGUGAAGCUCCCGCCGUACGUGAAGCGGCUUUUGAGCAGUACCGGUAUUGCCAUUACUUGUGUUGUGAUCUGCUGCUUGCGGCGGCUGUGCCGGCUUCCUGGAUGGGCAGAGGCCCUGCCCGCGACAAUGACAACCAAAAACUAUGACUACACCACUUAAGUUAUUGGCCAAACUGGCCAUGGGACCUAGUUGGU